Brettanomyces bruxellensis is the source of this 1827-nucleotide messenger RNA. RefSeq lists its product as uncharacterized. Bases 1 to 1827 code for a protein of 608 amino acids. Gene Ontology annotation, molecular function: histone binding; DNA binding. The record is from RefSeq and is a predicted model, not a curated record. Gene Ontology annotation, biological process: positive regulation of DNA-templated transcription. NCBI's taxonomy places the organism in Eukaryota, Fungi, Ascomycota, Pichiomycetes, Pichiales, Pichiaceae. The transcript has a single exon. Gene Ontology annotation, cellular component: SWI/SNF complex.
AUGAAUGAAUCAGAGGAGAAGAAACACGAUGAACAGGUAAAUGCACCUGAGCAUAAUAUAUCUCCGGAGAAUGUUGAAGAAGGAGAUGCAGAUCCCAAAGUUACUAAAGAAGAACUUGAAGCGAAAGUGAAGAAGAUGGGAGAAGAUGCCAGAAAAUACCUUGCUAAACAGACUAAGCCGGUGAUUAUUCCAUCCUACGCUAAGUGGUUUGAUAUGAACAAGAUUCAUGACAUUGAGAAAAGAUCAUUACCAGAGUUCUUUGCCGGAGAGUCACGGUUUAAGACGCCAUCCAUUUAUAAAGAAAUGCGUGACUUCAUGAUAAACACAUAUAGAUUAAAUCCAUUAGAAUAUUUGACUGUUACUGCGGCAAGGAGAAACCUUGCAGGUGAUGUUGCGACUAUCAUGCGUGUACAUGGGUUUCUAACAAAAUGGGGCCUCAUCAAUUUUCAAAUUGACCCUAAGACCAAACCUUUCUUAAUGGGUCCACAGUAUACGGGUCACUUUCAGGUUACCUUGGAUAAGCCAUCUGGAUUUGAACCUUAUAUUCCACGAGAGACUAAACUGAUCGAGUCGCAGCUGGAAUCAUCUGAUUCAAAAGAUACAAGCGAGGGGUCCCAUGAUAAUGAGGAAGAACCUCCAGCUAAAAAGAUAAAAUUAUCCGACGAGGAUGAUAGUCCAAACGUUCAAAAGGAAGAUAUUCCAAUUAACUUGGAGCUUAGACAUAACAUAUAUGAUUCAACACAAGAUGCGUUUACUUUAAGAAACGAAGAAGCUAAUAAAAAUAAUAAGCUUGCUGGAGUAAAGGAACUUUAUUGCAGUAUUACUGGAAAUGAUAUAACAGAAACAAGAUAUCAUAAUUUGAAAAAUAAACAAAAUAUAUCAUCUCGCGCAUUUGAGGAUGCCCAAUUUCCAUCAACAUUCAAGAGUGCUGAUUUCGUCAAGUUGAACAAAAUCCAAGCACAAUCUGAUUCGAAUCCUUGGUCCGACCAAGAAAUUUUACUUCUUUUAGAGGCAAUUGAGAUGUAUGGAGAUGAUUGGAACUCAAUCUGUGGUCAUGUUGGUUCACGAACCAAGGAGCAGUGCAUUGCAAAGUUUAUUCAACUGCCUAUCGAAGAUAGGUACUUGGAGAAACAAUUAAAUAAAAAAUCAUUUUCUAAAUACUUGAAGCAGCUUAGGAUUUCCCACUUAAGGGAUGCAGACAACUCAAGUGGACAUUCGAUGGAGGCAUCAUCUUCAACUAUGACUUCAAAUGCUCAUGAGCUACUAGGACAGCUUUUAAGAAGUGUUGACCAGACUACAAUAGAUUCCUUGAAAAAGGAUGCGGAUGCAACAAAAGCAGCCAAACUCGCUUUUGGCGCUUUAAUAGGAAACGCAGAAGGACGAUCUCAACAAGAAAAGGAGAGUGAAGAUAGAUUAAUAUCAACAAUAGUGGAGCUUUCUCUAAAAAAGUUCAACUUAAAGAUAAUGCAGCUUGAUUCCAUCGAGAAGGAAGUCGAACAGCACAAGAGAAGUUUGGCUCUUGAGAAACAUAACCUUCUUGUGGAUAGACUUUCUUUACGGAAACAGGCACACAACGUGAGGGCAAAAUUGCUUAAGGCCAGUCAACUUGGUGCAACAGACAGAGGUCUUCAACUUUGUGAAGAAGCAGUUUUAGAGGCCAAUAAGGCACCUAGAGUUGUUAUCAGCCGCAAAAAUGAGUUAGUGGUUUCGACCGAAAACGAGGAUGAUGAUAAUAUAGUCGAUGAGGACAAAAACAAUGACCAGGAUGAGAAUGUUCAACCAUUAAGCCUGAUAGAACCUCAGAAAUACACAAUCUGGAAUGCUUGA